Molecule: messenger RNA, 1193 nt
Organism: Oryza sativa Japonica Group (Japanese rice)
Lineage: Eukaryota; Viridiplantae; Streptophyta; Magnoliopsida; Poales; Poaceae
Product: vesicle-associated protein 2-1
Biological process (GO): endoplasmic reticulum membrane organization
Cellular component (GO): plasma membrane; endoplasmic reticulum membrane
Source: RefSeq, a predicted model, not a curated record
ACACAUUCGUUUCUCUCUUUCUCUUCCCUGCUACUCGCUCCUCCUGUCCUACCAAUUUAUCCUCGAAAGAAAUCGUUGAUUCCUCUUUUUUCUUCAAUUUGUUUACGUGCAAUUCAGUUCUUGGAAAUAAAAGGUUGGAUUUUUACUCUGAACAAAGCGAAAGGUGUGGCAAUGGGUGCCAGCGGAAGGCUGAUCUCCAUUUACCCAGAGGAUCUCACUUUCCUAUUUGAGCUAGAUAAGCCAUGCUAUUGCAAUCUCAAGGUGGUGAACAACAGCGAGCAUCAUGUUGCAUUUAAGGUCAAGACGACAUCACCGAGGAAGUAUUUUGUCCGGCCGAACGCGAGCAUCAUCCAGCCAUGGGAUUCUUGCACAAUAACAAUUACGCUCCAGGCGCAGAAAGAGUACCCACCAGAUAUGCAAUGCAAGGAUAAAUUCUUGAUCCAGAGCACCAAGGUAGCUGCCAGUACUGACAUGGACGAGAUCCCCCCUAACACGUUCAACAAGGAAGUCGAUAAGGUGAUUGAGGAAAUGAAGCUUAAGGUUGUUUAUACAGUUCCCAGUGGAAGUUCUGACGACUCUGGUAUUACAUCUUUAGGCAGCAGGAGCUUCAAAUUGGGGUCUGACGAUCUCACGAUGCUGAAGAAUGCAAGCAUUGAAAAGAUACAGACAAUACAACGCCUAAAAGACGAACGAGACACCACCCUGCAGCAAAAUCAGCAAAUGCAACGUGAAUUGGAUGUGAUCAGGAGGCGUAGAAGCCGCAAAAGCGAUGCGGGUUUCUCCUUAACGUUUGCUGCUUUUGCUGGGCUCAUAGGUGUCCUGAUUGGGCUCUUGAUGAGCCUCAUCUUCCCUCGCCCACAGGCUGCUGCUUAAUAAAAUGCCAAUUUCACAACCAAGUGAUACAUGUUCAGCUUAAUGCCCAACAAUGUGGCCAUUAUCGAUCAAACAAUCAUAGCUAGGUUAAUAAUCGAGUCAGCUGCUCUGGGGAGGAAAAAUAUAUGGAAAAUUCUACUUUAGUCUCAAUUAUUCUUUUGUUCUUUGCAUUGUAGUUAAUAUGCGUCACAUCAGAAAAGGGUCACAAUGUUUCAUCAACCCAACUCCCCCUUCCUUUUUUUAUUAAAAAAAUUGUAUUUUCCCUUCUUAUGUAAUCUUUUUGUACAAUUUAGUUUGACAUAAACAUAUAUCAGGGAGAA